Messenger RNA from Lucilia cuprina (Australian sheep blowfly), 5217 nucleotides. Its product is annotated as extracellular matrix protein A-like. The coding region runs from base 1 to 5217 and encodes 1738 amino acids. The transcript has 2 exons. Lineage: Eukaryota; Metazoa; Arthropoda; Insecta; Diptera; Calliphoridae. The record is from RefSeq and is a predicted model, not a curated record.
AUGUCUACGACAGAAAAAUCUACAGAAGAGUUGUCAACUGAAAAACCUUUGACUACAAUUUCGCAGACAACUGGCCAAGGUGAUAUAGAAACUACAAGAUCUAGAAUGUCUACGAAAGAAAUAUCUUCAGAAGAGUUGUCAACUGAAAAACCUUUGACAACAAUUACACAGACAACUGGCUCAGAUGAUGUAGAAACUACUGGAUCAGAUACGUCUAAAACAAAGGAAUCUUCAGAAGAGUUGUCAACUGAAACACCUUUGACAACAAUUUCACAGACAACUGACUCAAGUGAUGUAGAAACUACCAGAUCUGAAAUGUCUACGAUAGAAUAUUCUGCAGAAGAGUUGUCAACUGAAACACCAUUGACCACAAUUCCACAGACAACUGGCUCUAGUUAUGAAGAAACUACAAGAUUUUAUACGUCUACGACAGAGGAAAAUUCAGAAGAAUUUUCAACUGAAAUACCUUUGUCCACAUUUGCACAGACAACUAUCCCAGGUGAUAUAGAAACUAUUAUACCUGGAAUGUCUACGACAGAACAGUUGUCAACUGAAACACCUUUGACCACAAUUCCACAGAUAAUUGGCUCUGAUAAUGAAGAAACUACAAGAUCUGUAAUGUCUACCACAAAGGAAUAUUCAGGAGAGUUGUCAACUGAAACACCUUUGACUACAAUUCCACAGACAACAGGCUUUGGUGAUGUAGAAACUACCAGAUCUGUAAUGUCUACAAAAGAAAAAUCAACAGAAGAGUUGUCAACUGAAACACCUUUGACAACAAUUUCGCAGACAACUGGCAAAGGGGAUGUAGAAACUACAAUAUCUGGAAUGUCUACAAAAGAAAUAUCUUCAGAAGAGUUGUCAACUAGAAAAUCUUUGACCACAAUUACACAAACAACUGGCUCAGAAAAUGUAGAAACUACUGGAUCUGAAACGUCUAAGACAAAGGAAUCUUCAGAAGAGUUGUCAAAAGAAACUCCUCUGACAACUAUUCCACAGACAAAUGGUUAUGCAGAAACUACUAUAUUAUCAACAGAAGAGCUGUCAACUAAAACGCAUCUGAUUACAAUUUCCACUACAAGAGAAUCUACAGAACCUUUGUCAACUAAAACACAUCCCACCACAACUCCCGAUAGCCAAUCUAAAGACUGCAGCGAUUCCAGUAAUUGCAAAUCUUCCGAGAGUAUAGGUAGGGAUUGCAAAGUUUCCGAAAGAUGCAGUGCAUCUACGGAAAGUGAAGAUAAAGACUGUAAUACAACGAAACAAUGUAACUCGUCAUCAGAAAGUAACUCUUCCUCAGGAAGUAAAGAAACUGAUUGCAAGUCAACAGACAGUUGCGACAGUUCAUCCGAAAGUAAAGAGAAAAGUUGUAUAGGUUCAAAAAUCUGUGACGAAUCUGCCGAAACUAAGGAUUUAGAAAGCAAACAGAAGAACUGCGAAGACCCAACAAGUUGUGACAUUUCAUCAGAAAGUAAUUCUCACGAAUGUAUACAGUCGAAAAAUUGCGAUUCCUCAUCAGAAAUUGAAGAACAAGAAUGUAAAUCAUCACAGGGCUGUCAUAGUUCAUCAGAAGGUAAUGAAUACUCCUGCGAAAAAUCUAAAUCAUGCGGCAGCCAUGAUAAAGAAUGUGACUCGUCUACGGAAAGUAAAGAAUUCAGCUGCAAUUACAACUCUACAGAAAAAACACCAGUAACCGAACAUAAUCCUACCCCACAAACAACUAAGAAAUUGACGGAACUGUCAACUGAAAUUCAUCUCACAACACUUCGCCAGACAACUGGCUCUGGAAUCUUAACGACAAAGAAAUCUAUAGAAGAGUUGUCAACUGAAACACCUUUGACAACAAUUCCAAAGACAACCGGCUCAGGUAAUGUAGAAACUACAAGAUCUGGAAUGCCUACAACAGAAGAAUCUUCAGAGGAAUUGUCAACUGAAACACCUUUGACCACAAUUUUUCAGACAACUGGAAAAGGUGAUGUAGAAAUUACUAGAUCUGAAACAGAAGAAUCUACAGAAGAGUUGUCAACUUAUACACCUUUGACCACUAUUCCACAAACAACUGGCUCACGUGAUGUAAAAACUACUAUAUCUGGAAUGUCUACAACUGAAGAGAUUAUAACUGAAACACCUUUCACAACAAUUCCACAGACAACUGCCUCAGCUGAUGUAGAAACUACUGUAUCUGGAAUGUCUACGACAGGAGAGUUGUCAACUGAAAAACCUUUGACCACAAUUCCAAAGACGUCUGGCCGAGGUGAUGUAGAAACUACUAUAUCUGGAAUGUCUACGACAGAAGAGUUGUCAAAUGAAACACCUUUGACCACAAUUCCACAGACAUCUGGCCGAGGCGAUGUAGAAACUACUAUAUCUGGAAUGUCUACGACAGAAGAGUUGUCAACUGAAACACCUUUGACCACAAUUCCACAUACAACUGGCGCAGGUGAUGUAGAAACUACCAGAUCUGAAAUGUCUACGACAGAGGAAUAUUCGGAAGAGUUUUCAACUGAAACACCUUUGACCACAAUUCCACAGACGUCUGGCCGAGGUGAUGUUGAAACUACUAUAUUUGGAAUGUCUACGUCAGGAGAGUUGUCAACUGAAAUACCUUUGACCACAAUUGCACAGAUAACUGGCUCAGGUGAUGUAGAAACUACCAGAUCUGAAAUGUCUACAACAGAGGAAUAUUCAGAAGAGUUGUCAACUGAAACACCUUUGACCACAAUUCCACAGACGUCUGGCCGAGGUGAUGUAGAAACUACUAUAUCUGGAAUGUCUACAAGAAAAGAGUUGUCAACUGAAACACCUUUGACCAGAAUUCCACAGACAACUGACCCAGGUGAUGUAGAAACUACUAUAUUUGGAAUGUUUACGACAGAGGAGUUGUCAUCUCAAACAACUUUGACCAGAAUUCCACAGACAACCGGCCCAGGUGAUGUAGAAACUACAAGAUCUGAAAUGUCUACGACAAAGGACUCUUCAGAAAAGUUGUCAACUGAAACACUUUUGAGCACAAUUCCACAGACAACUGGCUCUGGUGAUGAAGAAACUACAAGAUCUAGAAUGUCUACGGCAGAAAAAUCUACAGAAGAGUUGUCAACUGAAACACCUUUGACCAGAAUUCCACAGACAACUAGCUCUGGUGAUGAAGAAUCUACAAGAUCUGGAAUGUCUACGAAAAAGGAAUAUGUAGAAGAUUUGUCAACUGAAACACCUUUGAACACUAUUCCACAGACAACUGGCUCAGUUGAUAUAGAAACUAUUAUACCUGGAAUGUCUACUACAGAAGAGUUGUCAACUGAAACACUUCUCACCACAAUUGUACAGUCAACUGGUCCUGGUGAUAUAGAAACUACUAGAUCUAGAAUUUCUACGACAGUGGAAACUACAGAAGAGUUGUCAACUAAAGUAGCUUUCACCACAAUUCCAUUGUCAACUGACCCAGGUGAUGAAAAAAGUGAUUGUGGAUUGCUAGGUAAAUGUGAUUUAUCGUCAGAAACUGCAGAACAUGAUUGUAGUAAAAGUUGUGAUUCAAAAUACUCGAGUGAAGAAUGUAAAAAAUCUGGAAAUUGUGAAGAAUUAUCAGAGAGUGUCUCGAGUUACAAGGCGAAUUGUGAAAGUUCCGAUAAUUGUGAAGAGGGAGAGAAAAAGGACUGCUACAAUUUGAAAAAUUGCAACAUUUCAUUGGAUAGCGAUGACAUAAAUUGUAAAGAUUCCAAAAAUUGUAAUAAAUCAUCGGAAAGCAAUAAUAAAAGUUGUGACUCAUCAGCAGAGGGUGUAGAUUAUAAAAGUUGUGAUAAAUCGGGGGAUUGUAAUGAGCCAUUAGAAAGCAAAGAAAAAAGCUGUGAAAAAUCAAGCUAUUGUAACAGCUCAUCAGUAAGCAGCGAAAAGGACUGUAAGUGCAGGGAAUCUUCCGAAAAUUUCAAUAAAAGUUGCGAUAAAUCAAAGAAUUGUGACAAAACAUCAAAUAGCGAAGAAAAAGGUUGUAAUAAAUCCAGAAAUUGUAACAAUUCAUCACAAAGGUGUGACUGUGACUCAUCAUCAAAGAGCGUAGGUGAAGAUUGCAACAAAUCAAAGGAUUGCAACAAUACAUCAGAGAGUAAAGAAAAAAACUGUGAUAAGUCCAGAAAUUGUAAAAAUUCAUCAAAAAGCUAUGAAAAAUCUUGUGAGUGUGACUCCUCAACAAGUAGCAAUGAGGACGGUUGUAACGAAUCAAAUGAUUGCAACAAUACAUCAGAUAGUGAAGAAAAAAGCUGUGAAAAAUCGAUAAAUUGUGACGAGUUAUUACAAAGCAAAGAAAAAAGUUGUGAUUGUAGCUUAUCGUCCGAAAAUUCCAACAAAAGUUGUGACAAAUCCAAAAAUUGCGACCAUUUAUCGGAAAGCGAAGGAAAAAGUUGUGACUGUGAUUCAUUAACAAGGAGUGUAGAAGAUAGUUGUGACAAAUCGAAGGAUUGUGACAAAACACUAGAGAACGAAGAAAAAAGCUGUGAAGAAUCUAGAAAUUGUGAUAAGUCAUCAGAGUCCGUAGAUAGAAAUUGUGAUAUAUCAACGAAUUGUGAUACAUCAUCAGAGACCGAAGAUAGAAGUUGUGACAAAUCAAUGGAUUGUGAUAGAUCUUCAGAAAACACCAAAAAAGAUUGUAAUAUAACACAUGAGAGUGAUUGUAAUACAUCUUCUAUCAGCGCAGUAAGUAUUAAAACUAAAUCAGAUAUGUUAUUGGAAACAACAACAUUUUCAUAUUCCCAUCAAUCUUUAGAUGUCAUCAUAACAAAAAAUGCCAUUUCCAAAGAUACGGAAGCAGCGACGAAAAGUUCAAACGAAAAAAGAUUAACCGAUGAAACAAUCAUAUUUGAUUCAAAUUUAUUGUCACAAUCGACCAGAUCUUCAAAAAAUUUAGUCACAAAUUAUGAAAUAUUAACAACUGAAAGCCAAUCUAUAAUGAAAAUGCCAGAUUUUCAUUCAGCAAACUCAACUAACCAGCCAUUAACAGAGUCUUCAGUUUUUGAACCUUUAUUUACAACGCAUCGAAAGGUUUUAACGGAGUCCUCUAAGUUUCAGGGCUCAUUUCAUCAAAAAGCUACUUUCUGUCCCUGUUAUCAAAACAAUAAACCUACAAAUUGUGCUGAAAAAAUACACAAAUGCUUAAAUCUCACACACACCAUAGAAUAUAAAAGCAGUAGCGAUACGAACAACUUUGUAUAUUUAAUCGAAACAAUGUAG